This is a messenger RNA of Lachancea mirantina, 4590 nucleotides long. Lineage: Eukaryota; Fungi; Ascomycota; Saccharomycetes; Saccharomycetales; Saccharomycetaceae. The record is from the annotation of a GenBank genome assembly.
AUGGCUGAAAAGGACUAUUUCAGCUUCAAGCACGAGAGUUCCGAGGACGAUUUUGGUGUUGGUGGGAGUAAGAGGUCUGCGAGGAAUAGGGUACGGUCUGCUGGGACAGGAACGACGAGUUUCAAGUCGUUUUCUCCUUCGAGACCAGUUGGUCAAGGACCAAGAAGUCCGGGGUAUAGCAUGGCCAAUCAACUGCGAAGUCCUCCUCCAGUAACAGGUCAUUCACCAUUGAAUACCCUAAAACUGAAUACUAGCGGCUUGAAACACGCUGUAAAUACAAUGUCUCCUGCUUCCAAUUCUAGUUCUGCCAAAUCUAGCCGAAAACCGUCGAUUUCUGGACCUUCUGGGGCUAUAAAGGCCGCUGCGACUUCUCCGGGGAACAGAUUCAGGUCGAAUUCUUUGAGUAGUGCUAGAUCUGUCGCAGUAACGACGGAUUCCGCCGCCGCGACUCCAACCCUAGUUCUUCCUCCAAAUUUGGCAUCUCUGAAUUCUCAAAGCACAUCAAAUGUUGGCUCUCCGCAAUUCCCUUCAGGUGUGCAAAGCGCAAGUGGGAACUCCCAGCAACACUUAGAUCAGAUGUCCUCGUCAUCCUCGAGUCGUUCGGGAAACAACAGUAGUACAACGACGUUAAGGUCGUUCAAACCCAUACAGAAACAAUACGUGCUGAACGAACAGCUUUAUCUCGAUAAAAUGAAAAACAGUCGCCUGGAUGAGUACUAUACGCGCGGCAUUGCGGCAUCGAUCAAUGAUGAGGAGGAAGAGACAGAUCUCGAUGUUGAGGACACUGAUAAUGACGAAGCUGCGUUCGGUACCAAUUUCUUCACCACUACGGAAAAAGGAAGUACUUUGGCCAUGGAGGACGAACUUGUUACCAUCAGCGCGCGCUUUCUGUUGGGUAGAAUGGACUGGCUUCGGCAGGCCGAUGGAGAAAAUUCAACCGUAAGAGAGCUACUUGGUCCAUUGCAAAGGGUCUCAUCUAGUGGUACCUCACUAUUAACCCCGCAGUCAACAAUUUCUCCUCCUAACGAAAAGGAAUGCCAAGAGUCAAUAAAUCGACUUUCUCAUACUUAUUACGCGUCAGAACGACUUGAAUGGCAAACAAUGCUUACGAAUGUGCUAAGAGGAGAUAUAGUCAAGAUUGAAAAGAGCAAAAUUGCGCAUCAAGCCAUACGUACAAGCAGUGAUUUGCAAUACGCAGAUGAUCUCUGGCUCGAGCUAAAAGCAUGGAUGAACUGUCGCCCUGUGGAAGAUGAAAGGAAGUCUUUAGAAUAUUUAAGGACGUCCACUGAAACAUUGGUACGCGAUAUUAUGGAACUGAAGUUUAAGGAAGGUAUAACAGUAAAGGAAGCUGCAGCGAUUGUUGAACCGCUGGUCAAUAAGUUUCACAGGGUCACCUCGUAUUGGAGAAGCCUGCCACAAAUGUAUCAUCAAUAUCCAGUUACGGGUAGCAGCGAGUUUGAAGACCGUAUUGCUACGAUGAACACCUUGCUAACCCUUAAAGAGGCCUUUGAUUCUGAGAUCGAAUGUCUUAAAUCAUGGAUUGGCAGCGAGGAGCUAGAUGUACAAUUCACCUCAACUGAUCAUGAUAUUGAGGGAGUUUACAAGAAUGAGAGUACAUUUGCGGAACAAAUAUUAAAGGAACGAGAUAUUGAGAGCAUUUUCCAGAAAAAGAUCUUUUUUCGUCAUGCUCCGUGGAUUUUGAAAGCAAAGGUUGCCGUCUUCACUCUUCAUCAGACAAUGCACGAUAUGAACAUGCCGCUACUCGACAAAGAGCUCGAAAUCCUACUGAUGUUUCCAUUGAAGCUUGUCAAAGAAAUUAUCAGAAUACGACUAGAAUACGCAGAGAAACUGAAAAAUCCAACGAUGAUGAUGAUUGAUCAGAUGAUUGACGAUUUCAGCUCUUAUAUCAGGUUGUCGGUACAGAUUAAGCGUACAACAGUUCUGUACUGUAGUGAUUGGAGUUUUGGCAUUGAGAUAAAUCCUAGGUUUGAUUUUAUGGUUAAUGAGGCGAUAAGGUAUUUAUUUAAACUUCUUCACCUGAAGCUGCUGGACAGUGCUAAAAAAUCUUUCAAAACUUUCAGAGAACCUGAGGAGCUAUUGAAAUACUGGGAUCAACUGAAGAAUGUUUGCUGUCAUAUAGAAGGAGCUGGUCAAGUGGUGGCAGAAGGCUUUACUCAGCUCACCCUCAGAUUGCUGAACAGACUGCAUUCAUAUGUUCUUCGCGAACAAAACAACCCACCUAAUUUUAGAACGCAAUCAGAGGUAGAAAAGUGGCUUGUGCAAACGAUGGAAAAUAUUGGAUCCUUCAAGCGAAAGAUAAACCGAUUUUCAAACGUCUUAUCGAAGGCUUUGCAGAAUUCUGUCAAUUACAAAAUCAGCGACCAUCAAAAAUUAUUAGAACGAUUGAAAGAAAGUGGGCAUUUUCUUGUUUACACCGGCGGGGAGCUCGAGAAAAAUGGGAUCUACCUUUUUUGCAGUGAUAAUCUAUUGGGUUGUUCGGAUCUGGACAUUUUGAAAAUCUUGCAUAAUAGUGAAAUUGGGUCUGAUCUUAUACCCUCUGUGGAGAUCAAAAACAGUUUGAGCGUAUACAACGCCCUUGAAAUGGGUUGGGAUCAAGACGCAAUGAUAUAUCAGGAAUAUGAUUCGGAUGGAAUUGCUUACUACUAUGUACAGCCAGAAAACAACGUGAAAAUCACAAACUCUAAAGUUCGCAGAGGCACAAAUUUCAUGAAUAGUAACGCCAUUGACGACUACAAAACGGACGAGGAUGAAUUUCUCGAGCUCGAGUUGAAGGUUAAAUCACUCGGGUACAUUAUUGCGAUAAGUCCUAGUGAACCUCUUCUAUGGGGAGGAGAAAUGCUCAACUUAUCGGAGAAUACAAAGCUUACAAUGAAUGAUUUGGACAUAAAGAUUAUGCCAGAUAGCCUUGUUUUGCUAAAUCAAGGAUCGACGUAUGCCAUGGACUACCAGUGUGACAGGUUUCAGCAUUUUGUUGGGGAUUCUGUUUCUUUCAAUGAGCGCAGAUGCUCCAUUAAUUCGGUCGAGAACACGCUACAGAGAAUAAAUCGUGCAUACUUUCGGGUCACCUUCUCCGUUUUAGCAAAUGCGCCAAAGGUAGUGUCAACAGUCCAAAGGAUUUCGCAUGGUAAUGAAACUAUAAACAAUCUUUUUAUUUUCUGUCGCGAUUUCGCUAAAAACUUUCUGCGCUUGAACGUUGCGACGUAUGAAAAGAAAUCUAUCAUAAUCAUGCAUCUUUUGAAACUAAGCUUAGCUUGGAUUUCGUUUCUGGUGGACGAUUGUGACCCAACAGAUUCACGGACUUUCAGAUGGUGUGUUCCCGCUAUGGAGUUUGCUAUGCAAAUGACUACAGGAUGGAACAUAAUGAGUUUAGAUGAAAAGCAAUUCUCGCUCUUAAAGCAAAAGAUUUCUGGAUGUAUGUCUCUUCUGAUAUCCCAUUUUGAUAUCAUGGGUGCUAGGACGCAGGAUACGGACAAAACUGUCAAUGUUCUUGUCAGAAACAACAUAGAGGUUUGUGAAGACGAUGAUGACGCAAUAUUGGCUGUUAACUCUGAGAUAAGGGUCCGCGCCAUUCAAGACCUAGAGCAGCAGACUAAAAGCAAUCCUCGACAAGCUGGUAAAGUACUUGACGCGACCGAUAAAGAAAAUCAGUAUUUAUUGUCAUUGGCAUCUUCGUUUUCGAACGUCUCUAUAAGAUGGCAGAAGCGGACUUUCAUCGGGGGUGGUACGUUCGGCACUGUGUUCUCUGCUAUUAAUCUGGAUACCGGAGAGAUUUUGGCUGUGAAGGAGAUCAAAAUCCAAGAUCGCAAGUCGAUGAAACAAGUCUUCCCGUCGAUAAAAGAAGAGAUGUCUGUGCUUGAAGUUUUAAAUCAUCCAAACGUUGUACAAUAUUAUGGUGUUGAGGUACACAGAGACAAAGUUAAUUUGUUCAUGGAGUACUGCGAAGGCGGAUCUUUGGCGCAACUGCUGGAGCAUGGAAGAAUCGAGGAUGAAAUGGUGACACAGGUUUAUACUUUGCAAAUGGUGGAAGGGUUAGCUUACUUGCAUCAAUCAGGUGUUGUUCAUCGCGAUAUUAAACCUGAAAAUAUUCUGCUGGACUUCAACGGAAUCAUAAAGUAUGUUGAUUUUGGAGCUGCUAGGCUAAUUGCAGCGAAUGGAACCAAGGGAGCUACUUCCACAGACAAAAGAGGCGUUAAUAGUAUGAUGGGUACGCCGAUGUAUAUGUCGCCUGAGUCGAUAACGAACUCUAGAAGGGGCAAACUUGGUUCGGAUGACAUUUGGUCACUAGGAUGUGUUGUACUUGAAAUGGUGUCAGGCAGAAGACCAUGGUCAAACUUAGACAAUGAGUGGGCUAUAAUGUACCAUGUGGCAGCGGGCCACGUUCCACAGAUGCCCAAUAAAGACGAGAUAUCCAAGCUUGGCCUCAAAUUUUUGGGGAGAUGUCUCAUUCAAGAUCCGAACCGGAGGUCCACCGCCAUGGAACUGCUAAUGGAUCCUUGGAUGACUGAAAUUCGGCAGUUGGCUUUCGGUGAUGGCACGUCAGACGCUGAAGCUCCGGCACCUGACGUUUGA